Drosophila santomea is the source of this 1203-nucleotide messenger RNA. Its product is annotated as mediator of RNA polymerase II transcription subunit 13. Lineage: Eukaryota; Metazoa; Arthropoda; Insecta; Diptera; Drosophilidae. The coding region runs from base 10 to 1203 and encodes 397 amino acids. The record is from RefSeq and is a predicted model, not a curated record. The transcript is spliced from 3 exons.
CCCGCAGACAUGUCAUCAAACAGAAUCCGGCCGGAGUUGGUGCUCCUGCAGCUGCUGCUGCUGCUGGCGGCCACACUAAUCCCUUUGCUGCAGGCCGGCAUAGUUACAGCUCCGCACUUCGAUUCGGAUUCGGAUUCGGAUGAGGUUUCGGAUUUGGAUUCGCUUUCGGAUUCGGAUUCGGAUCCGGACACCACCACCAUUGCCACCACCAACGACUAUGACCCGCAUGCGGAGAUGCAGCAGCAGCAGCAGGAGCAGCAGGAGCAGCAGGAGCAGCAGGAGCAGCAUCUGGAAUCGGAGACGGAGGCCAUUGCUGCUCAAGUGGAUGGCCAACGCAUCGACUGCAAAUUGACUUUCGAUGCGGCGACAAUGGACUCGUUAGGCUGCCACAAUGAGGGGGCGUGGUUGCCCACCGACAGUGGUAAUAAGCCGAUGGAGGAGUUGCCUGAAGCAAAUCCGGACGCCUGGCGGCCACGCCACUUGAAGUCCCCGGACAGCCAGCCCAUCUAUGAAUUACAAUUGGUUGUUUGGCCCAGUGACAUCGAGGAUGGUGAUGACUUCAGUCCGCCGCUGGCCACCACCACCACCACCACCAGCACCAGCGCCACCACAACAACAACAACAGCAAGGACCACCAGAGGCACCAGUACGAGUAGCAUGACUAGCACCACAACCACCAAGCCCAACCAAAUUGGGACACCUAUUGAGCAAAUGUGGCCAUUGUACGAGGAUCAAUUGGUUGUAUUUCCGCAAAUGGACUUUGAAGAGGAGAAUCUUGAUUAUUUCUUCGACGAAGUGCCACCAACACCAACACCAACACCAACAACCACAACGACGACGACGACGACCCUUCGACCAACAAGCAGCAGUCAUCCCACGGGCACGCCCACUCCCACGCCCAUCUAUGUUGUGCAAAACUAUCACGUUAUACACCCCAACGGCACCGAGGAGUACAAAUUGGUGAUGAGCAACGGCCUGGUGAACUACAAGAAGCUGUACACCAAGCGAGUGGCCGACCGGCUGAUCAACGUGCAGGAGGGCUUCAAUUCGGUGCCCAUUCCGGGACCCAGGAAUCAAAUCCAGACGCAGUACUACAUUGCCGACGAGCGGGGCUACAAUGUGUAUAGAAUCGAGCUGCACUAUCAGCAGCCAGGGUUGCCCAAUCAUUUGCAUUACAAAGCCACAAAAGCGACCAAUAUGUGA